AUGACAUCAAAAAUAGAUAAAAGCCCACACAAUAAUGAUAAUGAUUCACUCAUACAGUAUGCCCUCACAUCGGAUGACUAUUUAGACCAGUUUGCGCCCAUAAUAAAAGCUGAAUUGGCGAACAAAGAGUCUUUGGAUGAUUUGAUAUCGAGACUUGAUUGCGCGUACAAAGAAAAGGAAGAUACCCUUGAAGGAGCUUCCUUUAACUCAAUAGACAAGCUGACCAGCUCAAUUGAAAACAUAUCUGAAGUAUCAAAAUCUUCAGGGCAAAUAGGCCAAGAGAUCACAUCCAUAAAUGGCCAGCUUAGAAAGACAGGAUUGGAUUAUCUGGAUAAGAAGAAAACUGCUCUCAAAUACAAGCGUCUCCAUAAUAAGAUAUCAGAAACCACAUUGACAAUAAACCUGUGCCUGGAUAUGCUUGAUAAAACAAACAAGGUGUUUGAACUAUUUCACAACAAAAGCUACUAUAAAGCUUUAAUUAACUUGAACUUGCUGAUAAAAAGUCGAUCUGAAGACAUUGAAAUGUUCGAGUUCACUCAGAAAAUUCAUAACUCGCUACCGACGAUCAAGCAGCUUAUCAUAGAUGAGACAUUUAAUCAACUAAUAAGAUGGUUCAAUGUUAGCUUUGAGAAAAAUCUUACGGCAAUCGGAGAACAAAUGUUCGAGCAUUUUGAGAAGCUCAAUCAAGCAUGGGCUGAGCAGCAACAGCAGGACGAAAGUUUGCUUCCUUUCAAGGUUAAUACGCCUUUGGAAAGGGCUUUCAGAAAUGAUGAGCUUAAAUCUUUCAACCCCCUCUCGAAUGACAAAAUUCAGAUUGAUCUUGGUCCAGUUUAUCAUUCUAUAAUGGUGUUCGAACUGAUCGAUGAAUUUGAUAGACUUAAAGAUGACUUUUCGAACGAACUGCUACGAAAGCGUGAUCGACUGAUCUACCCUAUAAGAGAGGCGCUCGAGACGCACAAAUUGGACAUGUUUUCCAAUAACGAGUCCCUAAAAAUUAUUAUCUACUCGCUCGCUGCCUUUUUCGUGACGGAUAGAUUGAUUGCAGCCAAAACAGAAUACCAAUUGAGAAACAAAAAGCAAACAGAUGAUCUAUUCAAUUCCGUCAUUACAAAAUUCAUUCCAAUACUUAAAAGGCAUAUUGAGAAAUAUCAUGAUGACUUUCAAAAACUGAAAGAUUUGAACGAAAUUGUCGGCAUAUUUGUCCAGAUUCUGGAAAAUUAUGAGUUCAGUGUGGAUGCGCUCUAUGAGGUGCUUCUUACGCUAUUACAACAAUAUAUCAGGACGCUGACAAAAGACUUUGAGCUUGAUUAUCAAAACUUGUCUUUUGAAGAAAACCCACAGCCUAUCACUAUUGAGAAUAAGACUCAGCUAAACAAUGUUCAGGCAAACUGUUUCCACCAAUUCAAGGAUAAUAUAGCAGAGUUUCCAGUUGUACUUCCAUUCUCGAUAAUCUACGUGGCUACUUGUCUAAAGAUGAGGGGAUUUAUUCAUGAUGUUUACGAAUUUGUUGGAAAAUACUAUACCCAUCAAAAUUCGGAGAUCCUAAAGCUUAUUGGUAGAUCCGUGGAUCAUGUUCUUAUUAAUAUUGUGUUGAAGGAUCUCAAAACGAAAAUUGACUCUUCAUAUAAGGAAGAAGUCUCCCAAAAUCUCAUUAAUCUAGAGUUUUUUUCCAGGUCCGUGGUUGAAAUUGAAAAUUAUCUUAACUACUCCAGCGAUCCCACCAUCGCAAGAUGCAGGUCAUCAUCGCUAUUGAUCCGCUUACGGGCUCAAAAAGAAUUUCAAACGAUACAGUCGAAAGCUGAAGAAGGUAUGUUUGAUAUGGUGGACUCCAAAAUUGAUAUGUUGUUUGACAUGGUCGAUUUUGAUUGGGAGUCUAAGGAGGUCAACGAGGAGCCUAGCAUUGGUAUCAAAGAUAUGGGGCUAUUUUUGGAAAACAUAUUUGUGCUUGACUUUUCGCACCUUCCGUACACAAUCAAAUCCUUGUUGCUGAUUAGAACGUUUGACAAGAUUGUCACUUUUUUCAAGAAGUCAAUAUACCAGACUGAUUUUAUCACAAACGAGAGUAUAUUGAAUUUUGAGACGGACAUCAAGUAUAUUGAAUCUAUUAUUCCUGGCCUUAAGCAACAGAGAACAUCGGCGCGGCAUUUAACUGCUGACUCAGAAACUUCCAAUUCGACAUUUCAGACAAUAUUUGCUGGUCUGACACAAAUCAUAGACCUUUUAAAGGAUGGAAAUCUGGAAUCCUACAAAGACGAGACUACACGAAUGCGCAAAUUCAAUACCAUUUUGCCGGAAGAGGCGAUCGAGUUGAUUCAGAAACUGGAAAAUUAUCAGGUGCUAAAACGAGAGAUGUCAGAGUCAGAGCAACAAGAGCCUGUGGAUCCUAAUAACGGGUCGAACGGAGAUUCCGCACGGACAAUGUUUGGUUUCAAAAGAUCGAAUACUACCGCUUCUCUUACAUCUCCUUCAAAGAUGUCAAUGUUCAAAAGACAGAUUUCCUAG
Molecule: messenger RNA, 2502 nt
Organism: Ogataea angusta
Lineage: Eukaryota; Fungi; Ascomycota; Pichiomycetes; Pichiales; Pichiaceae
Exons: 1
Coding region: 1-2502 (833 amino acids)
Biological process (GO): exocytosis; Golgi to plasma membrane transport; intracellular protein transport
Cellular component (GO): membrane; exocyst
Source: RefSeq, a predicted model, not a curated record